AAGCCCCAAACCAACAAGAUUCCGACUCAUCCUAGGCACCGCCACGCCAUCAGUUGGUCGCGGCUUCCCGACCCGUUCCCUCGUCCCCAACCCCGGCCGUCUCCUCCUCCCGCACCGCCCACCAAUCCAACUCCGAAUCGUCCACCACCCACCCCCAAAUUCUCCGGCCGCCGCAUCCAGCAGAACCCGGGGGAGAAUCUAACCACCAACGCGCUAGAGGAUUUUUAUCCAGGAAGCAUGAGCUUGGGCCGCCACGGCCCUCGGCGUCGAGCUCGAAUCGGGAGAUAGGAAUCCGCGCGGACUAGAGCCCCAGAGGAGAUGUCCUCUACCUCCUCCUCCUCCUCGCAGGAGAAUAAACCCGCCGCCGGGACAGAGCAAGAGCGGCAGCCUUCCAAGGCAUGGGGGAUCCUCGUCUUCGGCCUCGUCGGCGCCGCCACCGCCACCCUCGCGGUUGCCCAAGUUCGAAGAAGUGUUGAUUGGUUCUACACUCAGCUGAAUAAGAUGCAGACAACAUCAUCUUGGAGGAGCACAAGUAAGAGUUCUAGUCGUGGAAGUUUCAGUGAAGACGCUAGGAAAAGAUAUUAUCAACGGAUGCAGCAGGAAUAUGAGGAUGAACAAGAGAGAGUUCAAAGAAUUAGGCACAUGCAAAGUGUUUUCAACCGAGAGAGGAAUAAAUUCAGGAGAAGUUAUGAAAGUUGGAGGGAGAAUGGCCCUCCAGGUGGAUAUAAUUACAUCCCUCGGGAUGACUGGUAUUGGCAGACGGAUACGUCUAACUCGGAACAUAAAAAUAAACGGACAUAUACUCCGGCAGGACCAAGGGUUUUUCCUAUGUCGCAUCAUUAUGCAGUUCUUGGUCUUGACAGGUCCCGUGGGACGCCAUACACGGAUGCAGAAGUAAAGAGUGCUUUUAGAACAAAAGCAAUGGAGGUCCACCCUGAUCAAAACCAAGAUAAUAGAGAGACUGCUGAAGAAGAGUUCAAGGAGGUUGUCAAAUCUUACGAGGCAAUAAAACUGGAGAGGAAAAAUAAUGCAAGUUGAUUGGAGCUCCUGGGAAGAGCUUGGAUCACUUCUUACAAAACUGUAUACGGAAUUUGCAGGCCAUGUUUGUCAGGUGGAUGACCAAGGAGGAUCUUCUGUAGCUCUUGCGGCCUGUAGCACACGAUUUUUAUCGGUGAGUUUGUUCUUGGGAACACACGUCCCUGAUGUAGACUAGGAUAUUGUCGACAAAGAGAUGUGUUUCUCUUCGCAUAGCAAGUGACUUGACCAUAAACUGGGCAAGGAGCCAACAUUUUUGUUGCCACCUGAGAUGGGAAUAUGUAUUCCAGAUUCCAGCGCUGUACACCAGAUAUGUUGUGUUCAGUUAGCCUGAUCAAACAUAAAAGGGUCUGUAAAUAGCAGGGUGUUUUUAUUCUGGUCGGCAGUUCAGCCGUGGUGUUAUACAUCGUGUUUGGUAAAAAAAAAACUUGUAUACAUCGUGUUGCUAUGCAGCAACGGUGCAUCUUUAACAAAAUAUAAUCCAUCACAAAGUACAA
Molecule: messenger RNA, 1532 nt
Organism: Brachypodium distachyon (stiff brome)
Lineage: Eukaryota; Viridiplantae; Streptophyta; Magnoliopsida; Poales; Poaceae
Exons: 7
Coding region: 319-1038 (239 amino acids)
Source: RefSeq, a predicted model, not a curated record